This is a messenger RNA of Paraphaeosphaeria sporulosa, 660 nucleotides long. RefSeq lists its product as uncharacterized. Gene Ontology annotation, biological process: mycotoxin biosynthetic process. The record is from RefSeq and is a predicted model, not a curated record. NCBI's taxonomy places the organism in Eukaryota, Fungi, Ascomycota, Dothideomycetes, Pleosporales, Didymosphaeriaceae. Bases 1 to 642 code for a protein of 213 amino acids. The transcript is spliced from 2 exons.
AUGACUGCCAAUAACACCAUUGUAGAAGAACUUGUUGGCGAGCAUCCAUGGGACCUAACGGUGAGGUUCGAUGGUUCUCUCAGCCGCGAUUCAUCUCCAUUCAAAGGCCCGCCUUCGGCUAAGGUCGACCAGCUCUGGGAAGAUCUCGUACCUCAACGCAUGAUGGUCAUUUCCGAGGACGUCUUCCAAACUAUCAACGCCUCAAUGCAUUCAGUAAAAGCCCCAUCUAAUCUAGGCAAAGGUCGACUUGCAGCAUUCGAGGGCUUCCACUACAUCCAUUGCUUACACAAUCUCUGGAAAACACAUUACCCUGAGUAUUAUACCGAGGAAGCCAAGUUCGCAACAGAGAACCGCGAAGAAUGGCUAGAGCACGUCGAUCACUGUGUAGACAUGCUGCGCCAGAAGCUUGUAUGUGAUGCCGAUCCAGGUUUGAUCACGUACAACUGGUUGGAAAAUCACUACAACCCCCACCCCAACUUCAACGUCCAACACAAAUGCCGUGACUACAACAGGCUUCUGGACGCGUCAGCACGAUAUGGCGUGGAGAUGAGUGUUCUUCCUGAAGAGGGCAUAAGGCGAACAGAAGGAGAAAAGGUGGUCGACUUUGUGGAGCCUCCGUUCGAUCCAUUAGCCGAGGAAUAAAUGUAUAUUGUUGACUCA